AUAACGAGCGCGGCCAUGUUGAAUUGUCAACAUUCUGAAAGAAGAGACAAAAGAGUGGAUUUGAAGAAGCAGCGGAUGUUAAAUAAACUUCAUUAAACAGCCGAUAUAACGCUGAGCAUCGACGGAGCCCGAAGAACUUCGGGUUUGUGUGGUAAAUUUGGGACAACAUCGUUUACCGACUGGGUAAAGAGGUAACCUGGAUAUACAUAUUGAUCAGCAAGACCCAAAGCACUUUGCAGACUGCCCUCUCAGGUUCUGCUGCAGAAGCAAAAGGGAAUGAGAAGAAUAUAACCUCAGUGGACUGUUCAUGUUAAAGAAAGGAUUCCUGGAGUGACAUUUGAGCCAGUUUCAAGCUCCAGCAAAUGCUUUUCAAGACUCAUUGAUCACAGAAGCAAAAUUGCACCAGCCCUGAGGUCAUGUUCGCAUUGGCCAUCGUGAAUGUAUAAAUGUAGCAUUUGGACUUGAAAAGCCAAGACACACGAAUAAUACACAAAGUAAACUUGGGAUUCUCAUCACAGCAAGGAUAAGAGUACGCAGUUUAAUUUUUUUGGUCACACAACCUUUGAUUUAUUUAUUCACAUGAAUGUUCUCUUCUCCUUUUUGGAGACGUCUUGUAAAUAGACAUUCAGAUGCAGACUUCUUUUUAAGAGUUCUGAUUGUGGGAUUGUAUACACAGUACACUCUUUGAAAAGAAAAGCUAGGAGAAAGUAUUUUUUAUUUUUCUCCAUUUUUACUUUUUUAUACACGGGUGCAAAACACAAGUUAAAUAGAAGCAAUUAUAAAUUUUACACACUGUAAAGGAAAAAUUGCUAAUGAGGUGAAACCAUGGCUACAGCAAGAACAGCAAACCCAGCACCAAUGAUUGGAUUGAACAAAGCAGCAAAUGGACAGCUCAGAGGGCAGAGCAAGGCUGCAGGACAACCAGGAUUCCUUACAACUGCCCAACACUUCGGUGCCCCACAGAAAAUGAGCAGCAUUCCUCAGAACAGUGGGGGCAUCAAGUUUGGGGAUGACUGGAAGAAGUGCCUGGAGCUUCCUCCAAAAGACACCAGGAUGAGGACUUCGGAUGUGACAUCAACUAAAGGAAAUGAGUUUGAAGACUACUGCCUAAAGCGGGAGCUUCUAAUGGGAAUCUUUGAGAUGGGAUGGGAGAAACCGUCCCCUAUCCAGGAGGAAAGCAUCCCCAUUGCACUAUCAGGCAGGGAUAUUUUGGCUCGAGCAAAGAAUGGCACAGGAAAAAGUGGAGCCUACCUCAUUCCUCUGCUGGAGAGGAUCGAUCUGAAAAAGGAUCACAUCCAGGCCAUGGUAAUGGUUCCGACCAGAGAGUUGGCCCUGCAAGUGAGCCAAAUCAGCAUUCAAAUCAGCAAGCACCUUGGAGUCAAGGUCAUGGCCACCACUGGUGGCACCAACCUGAGAGAUGACAUCAUGCGUCUUGAUGAGAUAGUGCAUGUAGUGAUUGCUACACCAGGCAGGAUUCUGGACCUGAUAAAGAAGGGUAUCGCAAAGGUGGACAGGACCCAAAUGAUGGUGAUGGAUGAGGCAGAUAAGCUGCUGUCCCAGGACUUCGUUGUCCUGAUUGAAGAUAUCAUCAGCUUCCUGCCAAAGAAUCGUCAGAUCCUGCUUUACUCUGCCACAUUCCCCAUCAGUGUGCAAAAAUUCAUGAGUAAACACCUGCAGAAGCCGUAUGAGAUCAACCUGAUGGAGGAACUGACCUUGAAGGGCAUCACCCAGUACUACGCCUAUGUGUCUGAGAGACAAAAGGUCCACUGUCUCAACACACUGUUUUCCAGGCUUCAGAUCAACCAGUCCAUCAUCUUCUGUAACUCCACCCAAAGAGUGGAGCUUCUGGCUAAGAAAAUCACACAGCUGGGCUACUCGUGCUUCUACAUACAUGCAAAGAUGAUGCAGGAGUACAGGAACCGCGUCUUCCACGACUUCAGGAAUGGAAUGUGCAGAAACCUGGUCUGCACAGACCUCUUCACUCGGGGAAUUGACAUCCAGGCAGUGAACGUGGUCAUCAACUUCGACUUUCCCAAAAGUGCCGAGACUUACCUGCACCGCAUUGGCCGAUCAGGGCGUUUUGGUCACCUGGGCCUGGCCAUCAACUUGAUAACAUCAGAGGACCGCUUCAACCUAAAAACAAUCGAGGAUCAACUGAUCACUGACAUAAAACCCAUCCCAGGCAGCAUCGAUAAGAGCCUGUAUGUGGCAGAGUUUCACUCCGUUGAUCCGGACGAUGAUGGAGGAGACACAGAAGCCAAAAUCAAGGAUCUGGGAGCACCUUGAAUAAAUCGUUAGUUG
This is a messenger RNA of Solea solea (common sole), 2301 nucleotides long. RefSeq names its product DEAD (Asp-Glu-Ala-Asp) box helicase 61 (gene ddx61). The transcript is spliced from 12 exons. Gene Ontology annotation, cellular component: cytoplasmic stress granule; P-body. Gene Ontology annotation, biological process: P-body assembly; cytoplasmic stress granule assembly. Gene Ontology annotation, molecular function: ATP binding; mRNA binding; RNA helicase activity. NCBI's taxonomy places the organism in Eukaryota, Metazoa, Chordata, Actinopteri, Pleuronectiformes, Soleidae. The record is from RefSeq and is a predicted model, not a curated record. Bases 826 to 2286 code for a protein of 486 amino acids.